UCACACGCACACGUGUUGUUAAUAUCACUUUCUCACGAGUUAAUCAUUAACUGCGCUGCUGAGAUGACCACAGCGGUCUGUUGUUUAACGUGUCUGUUUGCAGUCUGAGUGGAUUUGGGCAGCGCAGAUUCAUUAUGGCAGCUCUGCGUGCAGCAAAACAAGCUUUGAGAAGAGAAAUCAAGGGUCGAGUGGCUGCAGUGAGUGAUCAGGAGAAACUAAGACAGUCUCGAGUUGUCUCGCAGAAGUUGUUCAGGCAUCCCAAAUACCUGUCCAGCCAGCGCGUCGCUGUCUUCCUGAACAUGCAAGAUGAGGUGCACACAGAUGACAUCCUCCAGGACAUCUUCAAGAGGGGCAAAGUCUGCUUCAUUCCCAGAUACUUCACCAAGAGCAGUCAUAUGGACAUGUUACGACUCAGAGACAUGGAGGAUGUGAAGACGCUGCCCGUCACGUCCUGGAACAUCCAGCAGCCAGCACACGACGACAGCGACAGAGAAGAAGCCCUGGCCACAGGAGGACUGGAUCUUAUCCUCAUGCCUGGUUUGGGAUUUGAUAAGAAGGGGAAUCGGCUUGGCAGAGGAAAGGGUUUCUACGACACGUAUUUGGAGCGCUGUAGGACGCACCCGAAGGGAAAGCCGUAUACCAUCGCCUUGGCUUUCAAAGAGCAGCUGUGUGCUGAAGUCCCAGUGGGUGAACAUGAUAUUCUUAUUGAUGAAGUCCUCUAUGAAGACAAGGAAUGAACUGCUCCAGUCAGACCUUAAUUUCAACACUGCUGAAAGUCAUUUGAAUUCAAAUGAUUCCUGCGACAUUGAUCCCGUUUCUGAAUGAAAUGCAUUAAAUCUCUUUGGAUGCAAUCCAUAUGCUCAAAUCAAAUAAUGUCUGGGGACUCUUUCAGAGAAGAGUUUCUGUAUCAGCAUAAGAAUUACCAAACGCUCUCUACCAAAAGGCUAAAAAUGCAGUCUGUCCUCACAUUAAAGAAACAGUUCACUCAAAAAUGGAAUUUUGGCUUUUAUUUAGUCACUCGUGUUGUAUUAAAUAUGCAGGUUUUUUUUUUUGUGAAACACAGGGAUUUUUUUUGAAGAAUCUUCAUACUGUUCAUUUCUAUAGAGGGAACAAUUCAUUGUGACCAUGUCUGUCACCAUUGGAGUACUCUUUAUUAUUCGUGCACUAUAUUCCUAGUCUUCUGAAGUCAUUCUAUAGCUCGGUGUGAGGAACAGACUGAAUAAUAAAAAGUCAUUAUUCACUGAAAAAUCCUCCACUGCAGCUCUCAAAUUUGAUGCUCCGCUACAUAUUUUUGAUUUGGCAUGCCCAUGUUUGUUUACAGCAUGUGCAAAAAUUACCGUGACACUGUUUUCAAACUCAAAUUAUUAUUUGAAUUUUGAUAGAAAGUAACUUUAUAAGUAACAAUAUAUUUCAUUUCAGUAUGUUCCUCAGUCAGGCUUCAGAUGAGUUUUGUGGUACUUUUUUUUUUUUUUUUUUUUUUUUUUUGGGAGUUUGAAAACUGUGUUCCACAAAAAAGUGAUAGAUACGGGAUGGAAAUUACAUGAGUGAAUGAAUAAUGACAGAAUUCUUCUGUACCUGAUUCUACUUGAUUUGUUUUAUCUUGUCCUGAAAUGCUUUAACUUGAAAUAUUAUAUUAUAGGCUUGUCCUCAAAUUUAAACACCAUUAUCAAUUAGUUAUAUGUAUAUGUGACCCUGGACCACAAAACCAGUCUUAAGUCGCUGGGGUAUAUUUGUAGCAAUAGCCAAAAAUACAUUGUGAGAGUCAAAAUUAUUGAUUUUUCUUUUAUGCCAAAAAUCAUUAGGAUAUUAAGUAAAUAUCAUGUUCCAUGAAGAUAUUUUGUCCGAUCCUAACAAACCAUACAUCAAUGGAAAGCUUAUUUAUUCCGCUUUCAGAUUAUGUAAAUAUAAAUUGACUUAAGACUGGUUUUGUCGUCCAGGGUCACGUGUGUGUAUAUAUGUGCAUGUAGACAAAAAAUGUGCCUAUACUUUUUAUAAUAUAUUUUUCUUCAGCAAGGACACAGUAAAUUGAUCAAAAGUGGCAGUAAAAACAAUGUUACAAAAGAUUUUUAUUGUAAAUAAAUGCUGUUCUUUGGAACUUUA
This is a messenger RNA of Onychostoma macrolepis, 2100 nucleotides long. It is a transcript of the gene mthfs, whose product is annotated as 5,10-methenyltetrahydrofolate synthetase (5-formyltetrahydrofolate cyclo-ligase). Lineage: Eukaryota; Metazoa; Chordata; Actinopteri; Cypriniformes; Cyprinidae. Gene Ontology annotation, biological process: folic acid-containing compound biosynthetic process; tetrahydrofolate interconversion. The coding region runs from base 135 to 737 and encodes 200 amino acids. Gene Ontology annotation, cellular component: mitochondrion. Gene Ontology annotation, molecular function: 5-formyltetrahydrofolate cyclo-ligase activity. The transcript is spliced from 3 exons. The record is from RefSeq and is a predicted model, not a curated record.